CCCCCCGCAUCCGGGCUCCUGCAGGGGGGCGGCCCCUCCCUCCUCCCCCGCCACCUGUCCCGUGGGCAGAGGCCAGCACUCUGGGAACAGGGAAAGGCCCGUGGAGGAGACGCAGCGGUUCCCAGAGCUGGGCCGGAGGGGAGACAUGGGCGUCCCCACGAGCCCCGGAGAUGGAGGCAACCAGGAGGGGUCCGAGCGUCCUGGGGACCACGGCCAAGCCGGGGAGCCCGGCGAGCGAGAGGUCUCCGAGGCCCCUGGGGAAGCCGGGAGCCUCCGCGCAGCCUGCGGGGAGGAAGAAGAUGAAGAGGGGAGCAGCACGGAGAGCGGGCGGGACCAGGGCGAAGCCCCGUCCCCCGCUCCACCUGCUGUGGAGGGGCCACGAGGGGCAGCCCGGCGUCUAAGGGGGCAGCAACUGGAGGUGCUGACCCGGGUGGCGCUCAUGGAGCAACGGGUCAAGGAGCUCCAGCAGCAGCGCAAGGAGCUAAGGAUCGAGAUGGAGGUGGAGGUGGCCCUGCUUCGAGGGGAGCUGGCUGGAGAGCGAGUGGCUGCCCGAAGGGAAGAGGAACAGCUGCGGGAGCUGCAGAGACAGCAGGAGGCAGCCGAGCAGAGGGCCGUGGAGCAGAGGGAGCAGGAGCAGCAGCGUCUGAGGGAGGCCCGAGCCCGGCUCCAAGCUCUCAGGCAGAAGCUAGAAGAGGCCCAGGACAAGCUGGACUCAAAGCCCGAGGGGGACAGGGAGGAGCUGCUGAAGGGAGUCCAGGAGGUGUCUGAACAGUUGGAUGCUGCCCAGCGGGCCUACGAAGAUCUGGAAUUCCAGCAGCUGGAGAAAGAGAGCAGUCGGGAGGAGGAGGUGGAUGGGCUGCUGGGGAGCCUGGGCCUGGGCCCCAAGAUCCGAGAGCUGCAGGGGAGCCUGGCCCAGCACAGGCGUCGAAUCCAGGUCCUAGACGAACAGCUGGGCUCACUUGGGGAGCAGAUGGCAGCUGAAAGCCGCGGCCUGAGCCGAAAGAAGGAAGAGGCGCUGCAGGCCCUGAGCCAGGAGCGGAGCAGGCUUCUGGAGCUCAGCCGUCUGCAGGGGACCCAAGGCCGGGACGGUACCUUCUCGGAGCAGAGCCAGGCCCUGACCAAGCUCCUGUUCACCCAGAAGACAGACCGCCAGCUCCUGGUCCUGCAGGACUCCUCGGCCCCCGCAGCCUCCACAGCCUCCUCCUGCCUCUUCUCCCUGCACAGCUCCCUGCAGGGCUCCUUUGGGCUCCAGAGGACCGGCAGUUUGCCUCGGAGAAAGGGACCCCUGGAGGCCAACGCCUCACUGCCAGCUCCGGGGGACCCCCUGUGCCAGCUGAUGCACUGCAGCCCUGGAGCCAGCUGUGGCAUCCCCAAUCCUGACAUCCUCCGCAUGGAAAAGCUGCUCCAGCAGGCCAUAGCAGAGCGAGAGAGGCUGCUGCAGGCCCGGGAGAGAAGCAAAGAGGAGGCCAGAGCUGUUCCAGCCCUCGUGGCUCCCCCAACCCCGCCUCCGCGGCCGCCCGGCCCCCGGGCCCUGGACCUGCGCCAGCACCUAGAACGCUGGGGCCACAGCCCGGAGAGCUGCCCACACGUGCGCGUGAGCAGCGGCUGCUGCCGGGGGCCGCUCGUCAAAGUGGGCGGCCGCAUCAAGACCUGGAGAAAGCGCUGGUUCUGCUUCGACCGCCAUGCCCGCAGGCUGGCCUACUACGCUGACAAAGAGGAGACCAAGCUCAAGGGAGUCAUCUACUUCCAAGCUAUCGAAGAGGUCUACUACGACCACCUGCGAGGUGCCUUCAAGAGCCCCAGCCCGCGCCUGACGUUCUGCGUCAAGACCUACGAGAGGCUCUUCUACAUGGUGGCCCCCAGCCCGGAGGCCAUGCGCAUAUGGAUGGACGUCAUCGUGACCGCUGCAGAUGAGAACCACGCCCCCUGAUCCAGCCCCGCCCCUGAUCAGCUCCGCCCUCUUCCGGACGAGCCCCAACCGCGCCUCUUCCACUGGCCGCAGCUGACCCGGCCCGGUCCUCACUUUGUCCAUCUGUAAAAUGAGGCCCUUCUUAUCCCGGAUGUUAAGCAAGUAGUGCCCUACCCACUGCCUAAUGUUCAGAGCCCGGGCGUUCUAGUCCUCGUCACUUUCCCGAGCAGGCCCCGCCCACUGCAGAAAGUUCGCCCCGCCUCCCCCCUCUCCUUCCCCCCCCCGCCCCCCCCCCCGUUCUGGUGCCAGUAACUUUCCCGAUAGAAGGCCGGGCCCCUUGGAACGUUCCGCUCCGCCCAGAGGGCUGUUGCCUUCCCCUGCUCGGCGGGUUCCGAGCUCGGCUUCCCAAGUGCCCUCAAACCCUCCGCCCCGGAGGAGGCGGUAGCUGCCGGCUUCACCCCGAGGGCCCCCGGUCAUUGGGGCGCGCGGGGGCGCGGAGGAAGGUUUAUUUAUUGAUGCGCGUGUGGGGUUCUAUUAAACACUGAGGAAAAAC
Molecule: messenger RNA, 2462 nt
Organism: Monodelphis domestica (gray short-tailed opossum)
Lineage: Eukaryota; Metazoa; Chordata; Mammalia; Didelphimorphia; Didelphidae
Gene: PHLDB3
Product: pleckstrin homology like domain family B member 3
Source: RefSeq, a predicted model, not a curated record